AUGGCCGCCGCUAGGAUCGCCGCCCGCAACGCCGCCGCCCGCACCGACUUCGCCUUGGCGUUCGCGGACGAGCCCGCGCCGCCGGAGACGCUGGACGUGGUGUGCCGGCAGCGCCAGCUCCUGCGCCGCGCCGCCGCGCUCUGCCUCGACCCCAUCGCCGAGGAGACAGACGGCGGCGUCGACUCUUCUGCCUCUUCCGACGGCCGGAGCCGGAGCCAGAGCACCACCUCCGCACUGCCGGUGCCGGCCCUGAGGAUCUGA
Messenger RNA from Miscanthus lutarioriparius, 261 nucleotides. NCBI's taxonomy places the organism in Eukaryota, Viridiplantae, Streptophyta, Magnoliopsida, Poales, Poaceae. The record is from the annotation of a GenBank genome assembly.